This is a messenger RNA of Onychomys torridus (southern grasshopper mouse), 7367 nucleotides long. RefSeq names its product potassium two pore domain channel subfamily K member 10 (gene Kcnk10). The record is from RefSeq and is a predicted model, not a curated record. The transcript is spliced from 7 exons. Gene Ontology annotation, cellular component: membrane. Bases 429 to 2045 code for a protein of 538 amino acids. NCBI's taxonomy places the organism in Eukaryota, Metazoa, Chordata, Mammalia, Rodentia, Cricetidae. Gene Ontology annotation, biological process: potassium ion transmembrane transport; stabilization of membrane potential. Gene Ontology annotation, molecular function: potassium ion leak channel activity.
CGAGAGAGGGGGUACGAACACGCCUUUGGGGACCCGGGACUCUGCGGUGGGCUUCUCUCCGGCGUCGGCCCUCCAGCUGCUCAGCUUUGCAUCUGCCUACCGCGCUUCUGCAGAAGCAACCCCGCUCUUCCAUCCUCUCGGAACCACCCUCAGCAUCCGAUCUUACUUUUUCUUUCACCCACGAGGGUAGCAGCUGGCCACCUCCUUAACCGGUGCAAACACCCAAGCCAGUGCUCAGUGCUCUCCUCAGCUAGUAUUUUCCCGCUUGUCUUUCCUUGGGGCUCCCCACGAGCCCCUCCAAAGCUCCUCCAACCUUACAAAUUGUUCUGUUGGUCUGUUUAACCGAAGAGUUGUAAAUCUUGAAGACUUUAUUAUUAUUAUUAUUAUUUUGAUUCUUUUCAUUUCAUCCCCCUGUGGGCAACGGAGCAAUGAAAUUUCCAAUCGAGACGCCAAGAAAGCAGGUGAACUGGGAUCCUAAAGUGGCCGUACCUGCAGCAGCUCCACCAGUGUGCCAGCCCAAGAGUGCCACUAACGGGCACCAUCCGCUUCCCCGCCUCUCCAUUUCCUCCCGAGCCACGGUGGUAGCCAGGAUGGAAGGCGCCUCCCAGGGAGGCCUGCAAACAGUUAUGAAGUGGAAAACAGUGGUUGCCAUCUUUGUGGUUGUGGUGGUCUACCUCGUCACAGGUGGCCUUGUCUUCCGGGCGUUGGAACAGCCCUUUGAGAGCAGUCAGAAGAACACCAUUGCCUUGGAGAAGGCAGAAUUCUUGAGAGAUCAUAUCUGUGUGAGCCCCCAGGAGCUGGAGACAUUGAUUCAGCAUGCGCUAGAUGCUGACAAUGCAGGAGUCAGCCCAGUAGGAAACUCUUCCAACAGCAGCAGUCACUGGGACCUCGGAAGUGCCUUUUUCUUUGCGGGGACUGUCAUCACAACCAUAGGGUAUGGGAAUAUUGCUCCAAGCACCGAAGGAGGCAAAAUCUUUUGUAUUUUAUAUGCCAUCUUUGGGAUCCCUCUCUUUGGUUUCUUAUUGGCUGGAAUUGGAGACCAACUUGGAACCAUCUUUGGCAAAAGCAUUGCAAGAGUGGAAAAGGUUUUCCGAAAAAAGCAAGUGAGUCAGACCAAGAUCCGGGUCAUCUCAACUAUUCUGUUCAUCUUGGCUGGCUGCAUCGUGUUUGUGACGAUUCCUGCUGUCAUUUUUAGAUACAUCGAAGGGUGGACAGCCUUGGAGUCCAUUUACUUUGUGGUGGUCACUCUGACUACAGUAGGCUUUGGUGAUUUCGUGGCAGGGGGAAAUGCUGGCAUCAAUUACCGAGAGUGGUAUAAGCCGCUGGUGUGGUUUUGGAUCCUUGUUGGCCUGGCCUACUUUGCAGCUGUCCUCAGUAUGAUCGGAGACUGGCUGCGGGUUCUAUCCAAAAAGACGAAAGAAGAGGUGGGUGAGAUCAAAGCCCACGCAGCUGAAUGGAAAGCUAAUGUCACCGCUGAGUUUCGGGAAACGAGAAGGCGACUCAGUGUUGAGAUCCAUGACAAGCUGCAGCGAGCAGCCACCAUCCGCAGUAUGGAGCGCCGGAGGCUGGGCUUGGACCAGAGGGCCCACUCGCUGGACAUGCUCUCCCCCGAGAAGCGUUCUGUCUUUGCAGCCUUGGAUACAGGUCGUUUCAAGGCCUCAUCCCAGGAAAGCAUCAACAACCGACCCAACAACCUGCGCCUUAAAGGGUCAGAACAGCUCAACAAACAUGGGCAAGGCGCUUCUGAGGACAACAUCAUCAACAAGUUUGGGUCCACCUCCAGACUCACCAAGAGGAAAAACAAAGAUCUCAAAAAGACCUUACCCGAGGAUGUUCAGAAAAUCUACAAAACCUUCCGGAAUUACUCCCUGGAUGAAGAGAAGAAAGAGGAGGAAACAGAAAAGAUGUGUAACUCAGACAACUCCAGCACAGCCAUGCUGACAGAAUGUCUACAACAGCAAGCUGAGAUGGAGAACGGAAUGGUACCCACGGACACCAAAGACCAGGGGCUGGAGAACAACUCAUUACUUGAAGACAGAAACUAAAUGUUAAAGACUCUGGAGUUGGACUAAGUGUUGUCUUGUUUUUGUGGUUUUGUUUCGUUUUCCUUUUCUCUUCUUUUUAAAUAUUCACACUGAGACACGUGCCUUAAACAGACUUCUUGUUAGUCCAAAAUUACAUAACAUUGAAGACUAUAUUUCACUGUGCCAUACACGACUGAGAGCUGGCUCUGCCAAAAGGAAAUCAGACAAGAGCUUCAUUUCAGAUAGUGGCGGCAGGACACAUGGGGAGCGUUUGCAUACAUAGCAGGUGUCGGCUGUUCCUGUGAGGGGCCUCCCAAUGGCGAUGCUAUAGCCCUCACACAGCACCCCCCUGAUGUGGAACGUAGACAUGGGCAGCUAUUCCUUAGACUAGCCUCUGGGAGGACGGGUUUGUCUUUUGAAUGGAGUCUCCAUUCCCAAACCUACCUUUAGUGAUAGGUUGCCCACAACAGGGGCAGCUGCUUGCAGGUGACCCGUAACUCUAGCUAGGGUUUGAGUGGACAUUUUGGCAUGUCCUCAGCUUGAAUUUUGACAGGCAACAGUGCAGAACACCUACAAAAUGAACGUCCUUGGGACCCAAGAGUACCUGGAGUUUGUGGGAAGCUGAUCAGAGCACAUGUUUUAUAAGGUGCAAUUGCUUUUCUCAUUAAAAAAAAAAAAUCACAGACACAUCCCACUGUGGAUAUCUCCUUAACCAAUGACAGAAGCCCGCUGAACUUUGUCCUUUUCAUGUGAUAGGUAGUCCAGGCAGGCUUUCAAGCAUUGGUGAAAACACCACCUCAGCCACUGCCUGGUUACAAGGCAAAUUGUGCAUUUUCUUCAGUGGGUGUGAAGGUAAAGAUAAACUGAUUUUGGAACAUUCAUAUUCACUUUUCUAUGGGAACUUUAAUUAUAACUUGUUUUGAUAGGAGGGAGGAAAUACCAAAAUUAUUGCCUUUGCAUGAUGCCAGUGGCUUGUUGUUCUGUCUAGCUGAUGCUAAUUUUUUUAAAUAAAAAUAAAUAUAGACAACUUGUGUUUAUGAGACACACCAAGGAGGACCAUGGCAUCUUUCCAUCUCAGGGCUUUUUGUCCUUUUGGGUGUCAUAGCUAUGAGACUCAAUCUUGCUAUUUCCAUGCAAAAGGAAAAUGAAUCUCUCACUCAAUCAUUGUACAUUAAGAUUGAAAUGGUUUAAGUUGUUUGCAGCUUAAGUGCCAUUAACGCCAUUUAAAAAAUACUGAAAAGGAGUAUUCAAAAUAUUUCACUUCAUUCUUGUGUUUUAUCAUGUCUUUAUCAAUUUCAUUUUUUGCCUGUGUUUCUUUAUGCCUUUAUUAUGCAGAUAUAACCCUUCCUUGCCUGUGCAUCUCACACCUGUUAUUCACUCAAAUGGUAACUCUCCUAUCAUUGUUUCUAGACAAACAAUGAUCAACAUGUGAUAGCUAUGAUUGCUUAUCGGGUUACAAUGUUCAGUGAAGGAACACUGUAGGAAAGGUCCAAUUGUAGGUUUUGGGAGGAUGAUUUUUUUUUUUUUAAUUAGAAAUCCAUAAUAGGCUUUUAUCUCACCUGUGUAUGCUUCAGCUUUAAACAGAUUUGACUGGUGUGUUGGUUCAGCUAGCUAGUGAUCUAGGCCCCUGCACUUAAACAUUUGGAUUGUAUAAUAUGAGAAAAUAUGGCUAUGGGUCUUCUAGACUCAGAACCAUCUUUGGGAAGUUCAUGUAAUUUUCUAUACCUAAUUCACAAAGCGUAUUUAACAAAAGAUCAUAGCACAAAUGGAGACUCCCAGAAACCAUCUACCAUUUUCGAACUCUGAGGGGAAAAUUAUACCCACUGCCUCCUUGACCACUGGUACCAUGGAAGACCCAUCACCUCUGCCUAUUUCCCUCAACUGCCCUGCUUACAGCUAUCACCUUCUUGAAGCACAGAAGCCCAUUUCCCAGAUGCCAAACCUUCAGAAUCUUGUUAGAGAUCUGAGAAGUCAAAUAAGAAUUACUAUGGUGAGGUCUUUUCCUGUCAAAGGUUUGUCUGGGAUAACUCCUCCACCAGAACAGAACAUUGGCUCACUGGUGUUCCGCACAGUGCUGUGUAGACUCUUGGAAAUGAUGCUUAUACAGAUGUGGACACUGGCCUUUUAUUAUGGCAAGGGUCCAGUCAGGCUCAUUAUGUGUUAAAGAACAGAUAAGUGGGAUUUCUCUUAUUCUGACAAGUUUCUCAAUGAAACGGCACAUGGAUCUCAUUCAUUUAGGUUUCCACUGUAUGGUACCUUGCUGUGUCUUUAUGGUUGUGUUAAAACUGCAGGCACUGGAUCUGUAUCCAGUAAAGAAGCACCUCUGUCACUUAUGCAGUGCCUUUCAUAGACUUGGCACUGAAUGGUAUGUUUUAUGGCACUCACUGAAACCUCACCAUAUCGCACUGGGGAAGCAUUUACAGAUUAUUUGUAGAGAUGAGGACACAGAGACUCAGGGAGGUUAACUUACCAAUAGUACACAGCAAGCAGGGGGUAAAGUCUAUUUUCAGUUUUGCUACAGUGUCCACAUCAUGGACCCUUGUGAAUGAGAGUGCGUGCCUGUGUGCGGUUGUGUGUGUUGAAAGUGUGCGCAUGCACAGGUCUUACAAGUUUCAUGAGCACAGUUGACAGAGGUGAGGCAAAGAUAGGCAUUUUUACCCCCAUGAGGACAUAAAGUUUUGGGGUAAACCUGGCCUAAAAGGUUGCCCUCGAAGAUACCUACUGUAUGCUCUUGGCUUGGGGAUGCCCUAGACAGCACCUUUUCUAUAUUGCUAGAAAUACCCCUCAAAAGCACUCCUUUGCACUUUAUUUUCUUGUGGGAACUCUUCAUAUAGCAGGAAUUAGACAGCUCAGAGGUCUGAGAUACGUGAUUGACCAAAUGGAAGAGGUGCACAAGUUGGCGUGUGCAUAGAUGUAUUCACGAGAAUCAAAUCGCAGUAAUACUGAGAAUCAAACAUAACCUUGGAUUGAGAGUGUGUAACCCAUUCCCUGAGUGUUGGAUACAGGUUCUAAAUGAUGUCAAAGAAGAUCCUCUAUGAAAAUAGUGUAUGUGGACAAAGUGUUCCAAAAACUAUGGAAGUACUCUCCAAAGGAGAAGCUGAAGAGGGAAUGAGAGAUUUAAUUUCUCUUCGUGUGUACAUGCUAAGCCUGUAGGUAUUGGUUGUUUGGAUGUUACCCCUGUAAAGAUAGGGGUAAAUAACAUGCAGAACAUGUGUGAUAAGACAGCUGCUAUGUGUUACAUACAAACAUCAUCCCAGCCUAUCCCCUUCUUGUCAGUACCCCUUGCCCCUCUUAAACCUAGAAUAAACGAGGAUGUUAUACUUGGGAAGGGUACAUGUUCAGUAUCUUCAGCAGGCAGUGUUGUGCUUCAUUUGGCAGCUGGAUCCAGAGUAGUUCUCUCAUCUGGAAGUUUAUUAGUGAGAGCCAAAGGAUAGUUUGGAGAGGCUCUAUUAUAUACCCAGUCCUAACUCAGUAGUGAUUCGCUCUGGCAGUUGGGCAGUUUGGGUAUAGGGCUGUAGAGUGUGUAUGUGCGUAGCAUGUGUGGUGAGAAAGGGAUCAUCAGCCUAUAAUUCAGGUGUCUGGGACUACUGUUUGUGUUCUUCCACAUCACAGCUUAUGCUCAUGGGCACACUGCUUCCCUGCACCUCAACUGCACACCAAGAGAAUUGAGCGUAGAUUACUACCAAACCCUUCUCCAGUUGUACAGUGCUCUGAGAGAACAUUUCCUAGUCCGUGAGCUAAUUUAAUCAGAGAAUUAUUGAGUUGGAUUUCUGAAUAUUGACUAAUGGCCCCACUCCUACCCUUGGUGUUUGUUUUCUGCAUGGUUGGUGGAGACCAGAUGUAGAGAGACUGGUGUCCAAAUUAGAAUCAUAUCCCAUAUAGGGUCUAUCCACUGAUCUAGUCUAGCACACCUUCACCUGGCAGCUCACAGGAUGCAGUUUUUUUUGGGGGGGGACAUAAGGGGCAGGGGCAGGGCAAUGAUGUUAAGACUGGUCAAAGAAUUAUAAGCCAUUGCUGUUUGCGCUCAGUUGUACUAAAGGCUCCAUUUGAUUGCAAUGUGCAUUCAGGUCCUUUUCCCUCCCUUCUGGUACGCAAAGACACACAUGCGUGUCGGAAAUGACUUUUUGGGUUCCAUGGGGACAACUUCAUGUGAAAAGUUCUAGUUGGGCUGAACAGGAGCAAACAACCCCUCCCCGCCUUCUGAGGUGUCAUUUCCCGGGGAAGUCAAAGCUGCAAACCUAUGCAUAUGCUUGGUUUGAGGGGUUUAGUGAAAAUGUGUGCCAGGGUUCUGAUUGAGGUGGUUGUGGCCCACUGGACUGGGGAAGAAUGUCAACCAUCCAUCCAGUGUGCAGAAUGGGUUCAGCAUCAGAGCAAAGACACCAGAAGGGAAGGAAGCCAAACAAGCUUGCAGAGGCCCUCUAGAAAAGAGAGCCAGCCCUGCAGCCUCCUGCAGUUUGGCCUUCUGCUUUUGCCAAUGCUUUAUGUCUGGCAGUCUUUCUCAUCAUUAGGACACGACUGUGUGCAGAGACAGAGGCUGAGGGGGUAGGGGAAGCCUCUCCCGCUGCAGCGUAACAACUGGCCAGCAAUGGCCUCAACAAGACACACAGCACCGCUUUCAAUUGGCAUUGGGGGUGCUGUCGAGUCUGCAUAUGGUGUGGCAGCUACACGGGCUCUGAUAAAGUCCCACAUUCUACCCUUCUGCAAUAGCCAUGUUGCACCUCACCACCCUUUCCAUGUUCCAUGUCUGAAGAUCAUACAACACCAGCUCAGCUGUAUAGAGAAGUGAGAGAUGUUCCUGAUUUACUGGAUGGGAUUAUUUUCACAGGUGCCUGAGGUUGGGGACCCCCUUAUGUUCUUUGCCCUUAAGUGAAAACACAGCUUCCUAGGUGUUAAAAAGAAACCCUUUCGAGAAGACUUCCAGUCCAUCAACUCAGUAGAGGUGUGCCACAGAGGCUGCUGCACAGUGGUCUGUUCCCUGUGGCUAGGGCUCUAGCUGGAAGGGGAAGCUGCAGCCCUGCCUAGAAGUGAUAUGCAAAUCACCUUGUAUGCUAACCCUUGUUCCUUUUCUGUCCCAGAACUUCAGGCAAGGGACCCAGUGAUGACAGAUGAUAAACCCAUGUGUGGAGAUGUUUUACCUGUUUUUCUCUUUGUAGGAUUUCAUGGUGCUUUUUUUUUUUUAAAGGCAUUUUACAGUUAAUAAUGUGUUGGGGGGCAUUUCAUAUUGUUCUUAGGAGGAGAAGUGGGAAAUUUGCUUGUAACAUUUCAAUAAGCUGUGCUGCUAUUGUCCUUAUUUGAUGAUGUAAUAUUUUUUUUCCAAUGAUGGAGAACAUUGCAACAAAGACA